CCCCCUCUGCCUCACCUUCCGCCUCCGAAAGACCGGCGAGCGCCGCCGCCUUACUCCACCUCUCAUUCUCUUCCUCGCUUAAGAUAUAGGGCUUCGAUUUCGAAUUUGGGGCAGUUUUUGCAGAUCUAAGAUCUAGGGCUUCGAUUUCAACUCCUCUGCAAACCCUAACCAAGCGCAGCCCCCUGCUUCAGCUCCUCUACGUGGCGGUAGCAUUCUCGCACGCCACCCCUCCGCUGCCAUGAUGUAUUUGAGCGGUGGAGGAGGCGGCGACGGGAAAAAGGUCGAUGAUGAUAACAUUUCUGAGACCACCCCUGAAAUCCUCGAUUUUCCUUGACUUAAAAGGGCUUUUUUGAAGUUUUUCUGGAAUUGAAGGUUUUGGGGGAGGAAGACCGACGACGGUGGGUCUUCCUCGCCUAAGAUCUAAGGCUUCAAUUUCAGAUUUUCUUCAUUGCUGGAGAUUUGGAGGCGUCGGAGUAGCUGGGUAUUUGGGGCGGUGGGGGAGGAUGCCCGGCGGGUUGCUGGGUGGAGGAACUCUGACAACUUGUUGGGAAUCGCCUCUGAUGUGAGGCAUGGGCAGAGCCAGAGGAUGGGCAAUGGGGUCACUGGACCCCCCUAUGUUUUUUCAAAAAAAUUUCAAAAAAUUUGGACCCCCUGUAUCAAAAGUCUGGCUCCGUCCAUGAGAUUGUGAGGUAUUAGCUAUCCCAAUUAUAUGCAUAUAUAGACCUCAUGCAUGCAAACCUAAACACAAAACAAUCACCACCCAAAAAUUCUAAGAGAUACAUAAGCAUGUCAUUUACAAAUACCUUCCAACCGCCACCACUAUCCCAAGACUUCAAAGACUUCCUCUCCACUCUACCAAGAAAAAAAAUAUUCGCAAAAGAGCCUCUCUACUGCUAUCAUUAUCAAGGUUUCUGGUACUUGGAGGGCGUCCUCGAAGCUGUGAUUUCAUGCCAAGAACAUUUCCAAGCCGAGGAUUCCGACGUCUUCGUCGCCUCCACUCCGAAAUGCGGCACCACGUGGCUGAAGGCGAUUGCCUUCGCCCUACUUAACCGGAGGCGGCACCCUGCCGCCUCUGGUGACCACCCCCUCCUCUCCAGCAACCCCCACGACCUCGUGCCCUUCCUCGAGAUAGGCCUCUACGGCAGCAGCAAAGCCCUCGACAUCGCCUCGUUCCCCUCCCCCCGCCUCCUCUCCACGCACAUGCCCCAUUCCUCCCUCCCGGAGUCGAUCAGGAGCGGCUCCAAGUGCAAGAUCCUGUACGUGGCGAGGGACCCGAAGGACACCUUUGUGUCGGCGUGGCACUUCUUCACCAGGGUAGGGGUGGCGGACUUUACGAUGGCGGAGGCAUUGGAGCAAUUUUGCGAGGGAUUGAACAGCUAUGGGCCCUUUUGGGAUCAUUUUCUUGGUUAUUGGAAGCAGAGCUUGGAAAACCCUGAGAGGGUUUUGUUCCUCAAGUACGAGGAUAUGAAGGCGAGGCCGGCCGCGGAGGUGCACCGUGUGGCGGAGUUCCUCGGCUGCGCCUUCUCAGCGGAGGAGGAGGAAGGUGGGGAGGUUGAUCGGAUCUUGGAACUGUGUAGCUUUGAAGGUCUCAGAGGUUUGGAAGUGAACAUGAAGGGGAAGCUAAUGGUGGGUCAUGCGGAGAAUAGUAUCUUCUUUCGUCGAGGAGAGGUGGGGGAUUGGAAGAAUCAUUUGUCGCCGGAGAUGGCGGAGAGGAUUGAUCGGAUUGUUGAAGAGAAGUUUUCUGAGUCGGGAUUAUGCUUAUAAAUAUAAUCCUACAAUAUAUUCAUGUGUGUGCGUGUUGUUGGUCCAGAAUUAGUGUGAUUAAUGUUGAAGGUUAAAGUUCUCAUAUAUAUCCGGCUAGUCCAUAGUCAUACGAACUUAAAAUUUACUUUUUAACACGUAUUUAAAAAAAAAAAAAAAAACCUCCAAUGUAAUUAUGUAUUUGUU
This is a messenger RNA of Salvia miltiorrhiza (redroot sage), 1947 nucleotides long. Its product is annotated as cytosolic sulfotransferase 5-like. Gene Ontology annotation, cellular component: cytoplasm. The record is from RefSeq and is a predicted model, not a curated record. NCBI's taxonomy places the organism in Eukaryota, Viridiplantae, Streptophyta, Magnoliopsida, Lamiales, Lamiaceae. The transcript has a single exon. Gene Ontology annotation, biological process: sulfation. The coding region runs from base 727 to 1764 and encodes 345 amino acids. Gene Ontology annotation, molecular function: sulfotransferase activity.